Messenger RNA from Dioscorea cayenensis subsp. rotundata (Guinea yam), 1308 nucleotides. Its product is annotated as caffeic acid 3-O-methyltransferase-like. Gene Ontology annotation, molecular function: protein dimerization activity; S-adenosylmethionine-dependent methyltransferase activity; O-methyltransferase activity. Bases 61 to 1308 code for a protein of 415 amino acids. The transcript is spliced from 5 exons. NCBI's taxonomy places the organism in Eukaryota, Viridiplantae, Streptophyta, Magnoliopsida, Dioscoreales, Dioscoreaceae. The record is from RefSeq and is a predicted model, not a curated record. Gene Ontology annotation, biological process: methylation.
CAACCACAAACUCUCACUUCUCUUGGGAAUAAACACAAACACCUCCCGUGCAAUACACCGAUGGCGGACACAUUAGCAUUCGCCGACGCCGUUGAAGUCGGCUGCGGCAUCGCGUUGCCGAUGACGCUGAAGGCCAUGAUCGAGCUGGACGUGCUGGAGAUCAUGGCAGCAGCUGGGCCCGGCGCUCUGCUCUCGCCGGAAGAGAUCGCGUCAAAGAUCCAAACCAGCAACCCUGAAGCCCACGAGGUGCUCGACAGAAUGCUUCGGUUCUUGGCCACGCACAAAGUGGUGACUUGCGAGGUGGUGGUGGGAGAGGAUGAUGGGAAGAGCAAGAGGCGCUAUGGAUUGGGCCCGGUUUGCAAGUUCUUCACUAAGGAUGAGAAUGGAGUCUCUCUGUCUCCACUCUUGCUCAUGCAUCACUCCAAGGUCACGGCGGAUGCAUGGGCAAAUAUAAAGCAUGCAGUGUUAGAUGGGAGUGUCCCAUUUGUGAAGGCUAAUGGAAUGACAAUUUAUGAACACGAGGACAAAGACCCCCAUUUCAGUGAGUUGUUCAAUGAAACCAUGUUCAACCGGACCACCAUGUACAUGAAAAAGAUGCUUGAAAACUACAAAGGAUUUGAGAGCAUUAAUGUGCUUGUGGAUGUGGGUGGUGGUCAUGGUGGCAUUCUUUCCAUCAUACUAUCCAAUUACCCACACAUCAAAGCUAUCAACUUUGAUUUACCUCAUGUUGUCUCCAAAGCAAAAACCAUUCAAGGAGUGGAGUUUGUUGGGGGAGACAUGUUUGUUAGUGUACCAAGCGGUAGUGAUGCCAUCUUCAUGAAGGAGAUACUUCAUAAUUGGAAAGAUGCGGACUGUGUAAAAAUAUUGAAGAAUUAUUGGAAAGCACUGCCAGAUAACGGGAAAAUAGUUAUUAUAGAGUGUGUUCUUCCUGAAAUCUCUCAAAAUGAUAAUGAAUUAAAAGAAAUUUUUCUUCUCGAUGUUAUUAUGUUGACUUACACGGUUGGAGGAAAAGAGAGGACUGAGAAGGAAUAUCAAUUACUUGCUAAAGCCAGUGGAUUCUCAGGAUUAAAAAUUGCGUGCAACCAAGGAAGAAGUUCUUCGCCGGCAGUACCAUCAUCCACCACAAUGCGAUCUUUCAUCGGUGUGGAGGAGACCGCACUCGAGAUCCAAUUGAUCAAGGGUGGGAGUGAGAGGAGAGUGGCCCAGCAUUAUCGGCUACAGCAUUCGACCAAGGGAGAGGGAGAAAACCAGAUCACCGGCUGCGUAGGCUUUUUUUUGGCUACGAGAGCUAGCUUUUGUGGACCAUGA